UGGGGGGGCAAGCCGAGCAUGGCGGCUCAUAAGCCGGUGGAAUGGGUUCAAGCCGUCGUAACACGUUUCGAUGAGCAGCUUCCAAUUAAAGGUGGGCAGCAGAAUACACACUCCAAAGUUAGCACCGAACACAACAAGGAAUGUCUCAUCAAUAUUUCCAAGUACAAGUUUUCCUUGGUCAUAAGUGGUCUCACCACUAUCUUGAAAAAUGUAAAUAACAUGCGAAUAUUUGGAGCAGAAGCUGAGAGGAACCUGUAUCUUUCACAACUAAUCAUAUUGGAUACAUUGGAGAAAUGUCUUGCUGGACAACCUAAGGAUACAAUGCGGCUUGAUGAGACAAUGCUUGUAAAACAGCUACUCCCAGAAAUUUGUCAAUUCAUCCACAUGUCCCGUGAAGGAAACCAGCUUGUAGCACAGCUCCGCAAUUCUGCUUCCGGGGUACUCUUCUCUUUGAGCUGCAAUAAUUUCAAUGCUGUCUUCAGUCGAGUCUCCACCAGGUUACAAGAAUUGGCUAUGUGUUCAGAAGACAGUACAGAUGUCAACGACAUAGAAUUGAUACAACACAUCAAUGUGGAUUGUGCAAGACUCAAGCGAUUGUUGCAAGAGACAGUAUUUAAAUUCAAAUCACUGAAAAAGGCAGCUCAGUUGGCGGUCAUAAGCAGUCUUGAAAAGGCAUUUUGGAAUUGGGUGGAAAACUAUCCAGAUGAGUUUACUGUGCUGUAUCAGAUACCCCAGCGUGACCUGGCAGAUUGUUCGGAGAAGCUCUUUGACCUUGUGGAUAGCUUCGCUGAAAAUGCCAAACGGAAAGCAGCGGUCUGGCCUUUGCAGAUAAUCCUCCUUAUCCUCUCUCCUGAUGUUCUGCAGGACAUCUCUAAGGAAGUGGUUGAAGAAAGCAAAGUGAACAAGAAGUUAUUCUUGGAUAACUUGAAGAAAGCUCUGGCUGGUCAUAGUGGUAGUCGGCAGCUAACGGAGAGUGCUGCUAUAGCUUGUGUUAAACUUUGCAAGGCAUCUACGUACAUCAGCUGGGAGGACAACUCUGUCAUCUGCUUUCAGGUUCAGUCCAUGGUUGUAGAUCUAAAGGCCCUGUUGUUUAAUCCUAGCAAGCCUUUCUCCAGAGGUGCUGGCAGCCAAAGUGCAGAUGUGGACCUCAUGAUAGACUGUUUUGUUUCCUGUUUUCGUAUCAACCCUCAUAAUAAUAAUCAUUUCAAGGUCUGUUUGGCUUCUUCCUCUCCUCCAACCUUUCACUAUGUGUUGGUUAAUUCACUGCACAGAAUUAUUACUAAUUCUGCAGUGGAUUGGUGGCCUAAGAUCGAUGCUGUGUACUGUUACUCAGGCGAACUUAGAGGCAUGUUAGCGGAAACUUUGAAUCGGGUGAUGCAGAGCUGCAGCACGCACGCUCCCUUGCGUAUGACAUCGAGCCUUACAUUCAAGGAAAAAAUGACCAAUCUUAAAUUUAAAGAAAAACCAACAGACUCAGAAACUCGAAGUUAUAAACUUUUGUUGUUGGCCAUUGUGAAAUUAAUUCAUGGAGACCCAAAGCUUAUGUUACAUAAUCCAGGGAAACUUGGGCAUGAAAUUCAGAGCAGCACUGCUGAGUUGAUAACUGGUCUGGUUCAACUGGUUCCUCAGAUGAGCAUGCCUGAGAUAGCACAGGAAGCCAUGGAGGCCUUGUUGGUUCUUCACCAACCAGAAAAUAUAGAGUUAUGGAAUCCAGAUGCACCAAUAGAAACCUUCUGGGAUAUAAGCUCUCAGGUUCUGUUUUUCAUCUGUAAGAAAUUGAUCGCUCAUCAGAUGCUGAACAGCACAGAGAUUCUUAAGUGGUUGCGGGAAAUUCUAAUCUGUCGGAAUAAGUUCCUGCUGAAGAAUAAGGAGAAUGCCACACUCGGCAGCGGAAUUCCCAUUUGUCGUCAAGCACAGACAAAGCUUGAGGUGGCACUCUAUAUGUUCCUGUGGAGUCCAGAUAUUGAAGCUGUCCUUGUGUCCAUGUCAUGUUUUCGGCAUCUCUGUGAGGAAGCUGAUAUCAGGUGUGGAGUUGAUGAUGUGCCUGUCCAGAGCAUCCUGCCAAAUUAUAAUACAUUCAUGGAGUUUGCUUCAGUCAGCAACAUGAUGUCAACGGGGCGAGCAGCUCUUCAGAAACGGGUGAUGGCAUUACUGAGGAGGAUAGAACAUCCAACAGCAGGAAACACGGAGGCCUGGGAAGACACUUAUACAAAGUGGGACCAUGCCACCAAAUUAAUUCUCAAUUACCCUAAAACUAAAAUUGAGGAUGGGCAGGUAACUGAAAGCCUUCAUAAGACAAUUGUGAAGCGCCGGAUGUCACACGUAAGUGGGGGUGGCUCGAUAGACUUGGCGGACACCGAUUCUCUUCAGGAAUGGAUUAACAUGACUGGCUUCUUGUGUGCAAUAGGAGGUGUAUGUCUCCAGCAUCGCAUUAAUCCAAACUUGGUAACAUAUAGCCCUCCCAUGGGGCCAAUCACGGAAAGGAAAGGUUCCAUGAUAUCCAUGGUCUCAACUGAAGGAAAUGCAGAGACUCCAGUCAGCAAAUUUUUAGAGCGAUUGCUCACACUGAUGGUGUGCAGUCACGAAAAAGUAGGGCUGCAGAUUAGGACUAAUAUUAAAGACUUGGUUGGACUGGAGCUAAGCCCUGUACUUUACCCAAUGCUCUUCAAUAAGCUGAAAAAUUGCAUCAGCAGGUUUUUUGACUUGCAAGGGCAGGUUUUAUUGAAUGAUACCAACACACCAUUUGUGGAGCAAACUAUAGCAAUCAUGAAGAACCUGCUGGAUAAUCACACUGAUGGCAGUUCAGAGCACCUGGGGCAGGCCAGCAUUGAGACCAUGAUGCUAAAUUUAGUUAGAUAUGUGCGUGUUCUUGGGAACACGGUCCAUGCGAUUCAGAUUAAAACCAAGCUCUGUCAACUGGUAGAGGUAAUGAUGGAAAGGCGAGAUGAUCUCUCCUUCUGUCAAGAAAUGAAAUUUAGGAAUAAGAUGGUAGAGUACCUGACUGAUUGGAUUAUGGGAACAUCAAACCAGGCUGCGGUUGAUGAUGUGAAAUGCUUAACAAGAGACCUUGAUCAGGCAAGCAUGGAGGCAGUGGUAUCAUUGCUUGCUGGGUUACCUUUGCAGCCAGAAGAGGGGGAUGGCGUUGAACUAAUGGAAGCUAAAUCACAACUGUUCCUCAAGUAUUUUACUCUGUUCAUGAAUUUGCUAAAUGACUGCAGUGAAGUGGAGGAGGAAACAUCACAAACAGGUGGGAGAAAGCGAGGGAUGUCACGUCGCCUUGCAUCACUCAGGCACUGCACUGUUCUUGCCAUGUCCAACCUCCUCAAUGCAAAUGUGGACAGUGGGCUUAUGCACUCCAUAGGCUUGGGAUACCAUAAAGAUCUUCAAACAAGAGCCACGUUCAUGGAAGUGCUAACUAAAAUUCUUCAGCAGGGAACAGAGUUUGACACACUUGCAGAAACUGUACUGGCAGAUCGGUUUGAAAGACUUGUGGAAUUGGUCACCAUGAUGGGGGAUCAGGGAGAGUUGCCCAUUGCAAUGGCUCUAGCUAAUGUGGUGCCUUGUUCUCAGUGGACUUCCAUUGGGCCAGUCACAAAUCUCAACCAACAGGAUGAGCUUGCUCGAGUGCUAGUGACGUUGUUUGACUCGCGUCAUUUGCUCUAUCAGUUGCUUUGGAACAUGUUCUCUAAAGAGGUUGAGCUAGCAGAUUCCAUGCAGACCCUCUUUAGAGGCAACAGCCUUGCAAGUAAAAUAAUGACUUUCUGUUUUAAGGUCUAUGGUGCUACAUAUCUGCAGAAGCUGCUUGAGCCAUUGUUAAAAACUGUUCUUAAGGACCCUGAGAAACAGCACCUUAGCUUUGAGGUUGAUCCCACCAGGUUGGAACCAAAUGAAAGCCUGGAUGAAAAUCAGCGGAAUCUACUGCAAAUGACAGAGAGAUUUUUCCAUGCAAUUAUUAAUUCCUCAUCCGAGUUCCCACCACAGCUGCGAAGCGUCUGCCAUUGCUUGUAUCAGGCUACUUGCCAUUCUCUACUGACUAAAUCUACAGUAAAAGAAAAAAAGGAAAACAUGAAAAAAUCAGUUGUCAGCCAGCGUUUUCCCCAGAACAGUAUAGGUGCAGUGGGAAGUGCUAUGUUUUUAAGGUUCAUCAACCCUGCAAUAGUUUCUCCCUAUGAAGCAGGGAUCCUCGAUAAGAAACCUCCACCUAGAAUUGAACGGGGAUUGAAGUUGAUGUCCAAGAUUCUGCAAAGUAUUGCAAAUCAUGUCCUGUUUACAAAGGAGGAACAUAUGAGGCCAUUCAACGAUUUUGUGAAAAACAAUUUUGAUGCGGCCCGAAGGUUUUUUCUGGACAUAGCUUCUGACUGCCCAGCCAGUGACACAGUCAAUCACAGCCUAUCGUUCAUCAGUGAUGGCAAUGUUCUCGCUUUGCACAGGUUACUGUGGAAUAACCAGGAGAAAAUUGGGCAGUACCUCUCCAGUAACAGGGACCACAAAGCUGUUGGGAGAAGACCAUUUGACAAAAUGGCUACUUUGUUAGCUUACCUGGGACCACCUGAGCACAAGCCUGUAGCUGACACUCACUGGUCUAGCCUCAACCUCACCAGCUCCAAGUUUGAGGAAUUCAUGACGAGGCAUCAGGUACAUGAAAAGGAGGAGUUCAAGGCUUUAAAAACGCUGAACAUUUUUUACCAAGCGGGAACAUCAAAAACAGGGAAUCCAGUGUUCUACUACAUCGCAAGAAGAUUCAAGACUGGACAGAUAAAUGGUGAUUUGCUCAUUUAUCAUGUGCUACUAACUCUGAAGCCAUAUUAUGCCAAGCCAUAUGAGAUUGUUGUGGACCUUACCCAUGCAGGACCAAGCAAUCGAUUCAAAACAGACUUCCUCUCUAAAUGGUUUGUUGUUUUUCCUGGAGCUGCCUACGAGAAUGUGGCUGCUGUCUAUAUUUACAACUGUAACUCUUGGGUCAGAGAAUAUACAAAAUAUCAUGAGCGGCUUCUAACUGGACUUAAGGGAAGCAAAAAGCUGAUCUUCAUUGACUCACCUGGGAAACUUGUGGAACAUAUUGAACCAGACCACCAGAAGCUACCUGCUGCCACUCUCGCUCUAGAAGAGGACCUGAAAGUGUUUCAUAAUGCUCUAAAGUUGGCUCAUAAGGACACUAAAGUCUCUAUUAAGGUGGGAUCCACAGCAGUUCAGGUGACAUCGGCAGAACGGACGCGUGUUCUUGGCCAGUCUGUGUUUCUGAACGACAUUUACUAUGCUUCAGAAAUUGAAGAAAUCUGCCUAGUAGAUGAAAGUCAGUUCACUUUAACUAUUGCCAAUCAAGGCACACCACUAACAUUCAUGCAACAAGAAUGUGAGGCAAUAGUGCAAUCUAUUAUCCACAUAAGGACACGUUGGGAGUUGUCUCAACCAGAUUCUAUUCCACAGCAUACUAAAAUACGACCGAAGGAUGUUCCAGGAACUCUGCUGAACAUAGCACUUCUGAAUCUUGGAAGCUCAGAUCCAAGUUUACGGUCUGCUGCCUAUAAUCUCCUGUGUGCCUUAACAUGUACCUUCAAUCUGAAGAUUGAAGGUCAGUUGCUGGAGACAUCUGGACUGUGUAUCCCAGCAAACAACACAUUGUUCAUUGUCUCGAUCAGUAAAACCUUGGCAGCGAAUGAGCCUCAUCUGACACUGGAAUUCCUUGAAGAAUGCAUCUCAGGAUUCAGCAAAUCCAGUAUUGAACUGAAACAUCUUUGCCUGGAAUACAUGACACCCUGGUUAUCAAACCUGGUUCGCUUCUGCAAGCACAAUGAUGAUGCCAAACGUCAACGGGUUACUGCCAUCCUCGAUAAAUUGAUCACAAUGACCAUUAACGAGAAGCAGAUGUACCCUUCUAUCCAAGCAAAGAUCUGGGGCAGCCUCGGUCAGAUCACAGACUUGCUUGAUGUAGUACUCGACAGUUUCAUAAAGACCAGUGCUACCGGUGGUUUGGGCUCUAUCAAAGCAGAGGUCAUGGCAGAUACUGCAGUCGCCCUGGCAUCAGGAAAUGUGAAACUUGUUUCAAGCAAGGUGAUUGGAAGAAUGUGCAAAAUAAUUGAUAAGACCUGCCUCUCUCCAACUCCUACUCUUGAACAGCACCUGAUGUGGGAUGAUAUUGCCAUCCUAGCCCGUUACAUGCUGAUGUUGUCUUUCAACAAUUCGCUCGAUGUGGCCGCACAUCUCCCCUACCUCUUCCACGUGGUUACUUUAUUAGUAGCCACUGGACCUCUGUCCCUUCGGGCUUCCACCCAUGGCUUAGUUAUCAACAUUAUUCAUUCACUGUGCACUUGUUCUCAACUCAAUUUCAGUGAAGAGACUAAACAAGUGCUGCGGCUCAGUCUUACUGAGUUUUCCCUGCCCAAGUUCUACCUACUCUUUGGAAUUAGUAAAGUCAAAUCAGCUGCUGUGAUUGCUUUCCGAUCCAGCUAUCGAGAUCGGUCCUUCUCUCCUGGAUCCUACGAGAGGGAAACCUUUGCUCUUACCUCCCUAGAAACUGUAACUGAAGCUUUGUUAGAAAUAAUGGAGGCCUGUAUGCGAGAUAUACCAACCUGCAAGUGGCUAGACCAAUGGACAGAAUUAGCACAAAAAUUUGCAUUCCAGUACAAUCCAUCUCUUCAACCAAGAGCGCUCGUUGUUUUUGGAUGUAUCAGUAAGCGAGUUACUCAUGGGCAGAUUAAACAGAUCAUUCGAAUCCUAAGCAAGGGCCUGGAGAGUUGCCUCAAAGGUCCGGAUAACCACAACAGCCAGGUUUUGAUAGAAGCAACUGUCAUUGCACUGACCAAGCUCCAACCACUGCUGAAUAAGGACUCCAACAUGCACAAGGCCCUAUUUUGGGUAGCAGUGGCGGUGUUGCAGCUGGAUGAAGUUAAUCUGUACUCGGCUGGUACUGCAUUACUGGAACAGAACCUGCACACAUUGGACAGUCUUAAAGUCUUCAAUGAAAAGAGUCCAGAAGAGGUAUUUAUGGAGAUCAGGCGGCCUUUGGAGUGGCAUUGCAAGCAGAUGGACCAUUUUGUGGGCCUGAAUUUCAAUUCCAACUUCAACUUUGCACUAGUGGGACACCUGAUGAAAGGAUACAGGCAUCCAUCGCCCACCACAGUGGCCAGAACAGUGAGCAUAUUGCACACCUUACUCGCCUUGGUUGGCAAGCACAGAAACUGUGACAAAUUUGAAGUUAACACUCAAAGUGUGGCUUAUCUUGCUGCCUUACUGACCGUUUCGGAGGAGGUGAGGAGUCGGUGCAGUCUGAAACACAGGAAGUCUCUGUUAAUGUCUGACAUUUCCAUGGAGAAUGUGCCAAUGGAUACAUAUUCCAUGCACCAUGCUGACCCAGGCUCCAGGGCUUUACGAGAGAGCCAGCCGUGGGUUUCACCCAAGACUUCAAAUAGAAAUUUGGCUGCUAAUUAUCCAACAAUGGGUCAAAUUAGUCCCAGGACCCGCAAAUCAAUGAGUCUGGACAUGGGGCAACCUUCUCAGGCCAAAUCCAAAAUAAUGCUAGGUACAAGAAAAAGUUUUGACCACUUGAUUUCAGACAGCAAAGCACCAAAGAGACAGGAAAUAGAAUCAGGGAUUAUGACCCCACCCAAAAUGAGACGAGUGGCGGAGCAUGACUUUGAGAUGGAAACGCAGCGAAUAUCCUCGCAGCAGCACCCCCACCUCCGGAAGGUCUCAGUGUCUGAAUCCAAUGUUCUUCUGGAUGAAGAGGUCCUCACUGACACCAAGAUCCAGGCUUUGCUACUUACUGUACUUGCCACAUUGGUGAAACACACUACAGAUGAGUUUGAUCAACGGAUCUUGUAUGAGUAUUUGGCUGAAGCCAGCGUUGUCUUCCCAAAAGUGUUUCCAGUUGUGCACAAUUUACUGGACUCGAAAAUUAAUACCUUGCUGUCACUGUGUCAAGACCCCAACCUGUUAAAUCCAAUCCAUGGGAUUGUGCAGAGUGUAGUGUACCAUGAGGAGUCUCCGCCACAGUAUCAACCAUCAUAUUUGCAAAGUUUUGGUUUCAAUGGACUUUGGAGAUUUGCUGGAUCAUUUUCCAAGCAAACUCAGAUUCCAGACUAUGCAGAGCUGAUUGUGAAGUUCUUGGAUGCGUUAAUUGAUACAUAUUUGCCUGGAAUAGAUGAAGAAUCCGCUGAAGAAUCUCUACGUACUCCAACCUCUCCCUACCCACCACCUGUCCAAAGCCAGCUUAGCAUUACUGCCAACCUGAACCUCUCCAAUUCCAUGACCUCACUGGCAACCACCCAGCAUUCCCCAGGGAUCGAUAAAGAGAAUGUGGAGCUUUCGCCGACAUCAGGACACACCAACAGUGGGCGAACCCGCCAUGGAUCUGCAAGCCAAGUGCAGAAACAGCGCAGUGCUGGCAGCUUCAAGCGUCCCAGCAUAAAGAAGAUCGUGUGAAGUGUUUUGGGACUGACCCAUCAAAUCUUGUUGGACUUUGCUGAGGUGAAGCCCUCCUACCCCUUCCCCACCCUCAAGAAAGAAGCUUCUGUUCCUGCCACAUCAGAUAAUAUGCUGCCUGACGAUCAAUAACAACAACUGAAAAUUGCCCCUGCUACCUUCUUCAUUUCUUCUUUCAUGUCACCAGUGUUUUCUGCAAUGUUUCCAGAAAGUCGUCCUGGUUUGGAGAAUGUACCGUUUCAAAAGGAAAGAAAUAUUUUUAAUUUGCUUACCUGUCAUCUUUGUUUGGGGGUGGGUUUGGGCAAGAGAAAAAGGCACUGAAAAUCUUAUCAACACUGUUAAUAGUUGUCAAAAAUGGAAGCCAUUAAUUGCAGAAAGGAUGGAUCUAACUUAUUUGCCUUUUAUAUAAUAAUGAAAAGUGCUUUGCUGUUUGUGUGCACUUUUCAGCAAUCUACAAAGUGGCUUAAUGGGUAGGAAUUAAUCACAUCCGUUGGUGAUUUUUGCUCUGAGGAGAACUCCCUAUGUUUCACAAAAGAAACCUUUAAACUGUAGGUACAGUAACCAAUCACCAUGUUUAAAGCACAUUUAACACUCUCACGUUAGGUUCAUUGCAGCAAUCAUAGAAACUGUACAUAACCAUUGCAUUUAUUUUACUGAUUCAAAUAACAAAGGCGUUGUCUUUUUUAUAUUUGUUUACAGUCCUGGAAAAACUAUGAAUUUAAAAUAUGAUAUGCAAGAACUUUGCCAAAACAAAUAAUUAUUACAACAAAAAAACUUAGUAUUAAAUUUGUGGUAUUCAGCAAACGUGACUCCUUUAGGGACAAUUGUGUAGCUGCCAUGGUGUUUAAAAAAAAAUGAAACAGCAACAAUAUCUUGUACGAUUAACAACACGUUUCAGUGUGGUCUUAAGAAUGGUGCCCUAGAGACAAUACAGUCAAAUGUUGAUUAACCCAGGGCUAGCUGAGUCUAGCGUCACUGUCCUGGAUUUAGUUUCUGGGUCGGGGUCUGUCUCAUGUGUGCGCACGCACAAACGAUCUACAAAUCAAAGGUGUUUCUCUCAGUCAAUGUUAUGCAACAGACCUUAUCGCAAGAAGUCACUGCUAGUGUUGGCCACAGAUUUUUUUAAACUGCAGUAUGUUAUCUGUAAAUAAUUUUUGUGUAAAAUUGAUAAAGGUAUAUUUACUACACUGUAAAUACAUGUGAUGAUACUGUAUUAUUUUGCUUUUUGUAAAGCAGUUAGUUGCUGUACAUGUAUAACAUAACAAAAUUUGAUUAUUCUAGUGUCAGUAAUGUUAACUUCUCUCUUCCCUUCCGUUGCAUUUUAUGUCAUUAAAGGAGACAAAAGAAAA
Messenger RNA from Stegostoma tigrinum, 9770 nucleotides. It is a transcript of the gene nf1a, whose product is annotated as neurofibromin 1a. Gene Ontology annotation, biological process: regulation of GTPase activity. NCBI's taxonomy places the organism in Eukaryota, Metazoa, Chordata, Chondrichthyes, Orectolobiformes, Stegostomatidae. The transcript is spliced from 58 exons. The coding region runs from base 19 to 8421 and encodes 2800 amino acids. The record is from RefSeq and is a predicted model, not a curated record.